Messenger RNA from Lingula anatina, 3625 nucleotides. RefSeq names its product protein ERGIC-53-like. Gene Ontology annotation, molecular function: D-mannose binding. Gene Ontology annotation, biological process: endoplasmic reticulum to Golgi vesicle-mediated transport. Gene Ontology annotation, cellular component: COPII-coated ER to Golgi transport vesicle; Golgi membrane; endoplasmic reticulum membrane. The record is from RefSeq and is a predicted model, not a curated record. NCBI's taxonomy places the organism in Eukaryota, Metazoa, Brachiopoda, Lingulata, Lingulida, Lingulidae.
UACAGAACCGACGCAUUUACUUAUCUAAUACGAUAGACUAAAUACCAAAUUCCAGGAUUUCUUUAACAAACAUUGAAAACCUACAGUGCUAAUUGUCGCAUAUUUUGUAAGAUAACUGCAAGCCAGUUACAAAGGUGUUACAGGGCACUUCCGCUGUCAGAUGACACGUGGUACAACACUCUAAGAUGGCUGUGGGCAUGGAUGUUGUUUUGGCCGGCUGCACUCUCAUAUUCGCUGUUUAUUCGGUAACUGCAGAACUACCACGUAAAAAAUUUGAAUAUAAGCUCAGUUUAAAGGGGCCGCAUCUUAUACAGAGUGAUGGGUCAAUUCCUUUUUGGACGCACGGUGGAAAUGCAAUUGCUAGUGACCAGUCUAUAAGAGUAACUCCAUCUCUUCGAAGUCAAAAAGGGUGGGUGUGGUCUAAGAAUACCAACCCCCAUGAGCAUUGGGAGGUUGAGGCUACCUUCAGGAUAUCGGGCAGAGGAAGAGUUGGAGCUGAUGGACUGGCCAUAUGGUAUACCACACAACAAGGAAUGGAUGGACCAGUGUUUGGUGGAAAAGACCAGUGGAAUGGUCUCGGAGUAUUCUUUGACUCAUUUGAUAAUGAUGGCCAACACAACAACCCCUAUGUUAUGGUGAUGUUGAAUGAUGGCACUAAACAAUACGAUCAUAAUAGUGAUGGUCAGCACCAGCAACUAGGAGGCUGCCUCAGGGAUUUUAGAAACAAACCUUUCCCUGUAAAAGCUAAAAUUGAAUACUACAAGAAUGCCCUUACACUUUCCAUCCAUAAUGGUAUGACCAACAAUAAGGAUGAUUAUGAAAUCUGUGUCAGGGCAGAGAAUGUAAAUCUUCCAAGGAAUGGGUACUUUGGUGUCUCAGCAGCCACAGGUGGACUAGCAGGAGCUGUUGAUGAUCAUGACUUGGUGUCAUUUAUCACCCACUCCAUGACAGUGCCAGUGACAGGGGCACAACCAGAAGGAAAGGUAUCUCCAGAAGACAAGAAAAAGUUUGAAACUGAAUUUGAUGAGUACUGGGAGAAAUUACAGAAGGCACAAGAAGAAUACAAACAACAGCACCCAGAUAAAGCCAGGGAAAUGGAGGAGUCACAAGCGUAUGAGGGUGCUUAUGAGAGAGAACUGCGCAUGAUAUUUGAGGGUCAGAAUGGCAUCCACAGAGUUAUGAAUGAGCUGCACAGAAAGGUGGAUGAACUGAUAGGAAGACAGGCCUCUAUCGAGUCCCAGUUGUCAGCUAGGGUAGGGACACCCCAGUACCAACAGCAGGGACAGCCUGCCCAGCUCCCAGCCUCAGAUGGUAUGAGAAGACACGAGGUAGACUCUCUACUCAAUAGUCAGAGGGAUGUCAGUAACAUGAUCAACGAUGUCAAGUUUUUAGUAAGUGAUAUACAGAAGAGGUCUGCACAGGCACAGGGUCCAGGUGGAGGAGACCCCUUUGCUUCCCAGCAACUCCUACACCAAAUCAGAGAUAACAUGAAUGAGCUAAAAACUGAUUUACUUUCAAGGCCUAACCAGGGUUGUCCACCAGUCCAGGGCGGCUCCUGUCUAACACCAGCCUACUUUUUUAUAUUCAUGGGUGCUCAGUUAGCAAUGAUGAUAGGAUAUAUUGUUUAUAGAAACAGCAAAGAGGCAGCAGCCAAAAAGUUCUAUUAAUAUAUUUGAAGCCCUUUGUUAAAAACAAAUAAAUAAAAAAGAAGAAAAAACAAAUUAUGAUCAGCCUACAGCUGAAUGCUUCCCAUCGAGACACCCGUUGCAAUUAAGUACCAAAUAAUAUGUUUGCAAAAAUAGUUGGAGAGAAAUUUUAAGUUUGAAAGUAAUAAAGCUUUGUGGUUGUCAGUUGUCUGUGGUUAACAGCUUCAAAUGUUCAAUGUGAAUUUGGCAUGAGUACCUACACAAAGAGUAUGCAUGCAAUUAUACUUAUGAGAAAAGUAUGGCCUUCAUUACUGUACAUUAACUUGCUUUAUGGUUUAUGAAUUUGCUCACCAUUGUAUUUUUUUUCAUAAGAGUCCAUUUGCAUAUGAAGUGAAAAUGGAUAUCAAGUUUUAAUAUACUAUAUUAGGAAAGUAUGAAAAUAACCUCGACUUGACCUGCUGAAGUAAUAAAUGCUGCAGAUUGACCUUAAAGUAUAGUGUCCAUAUCCCAUGGGAACACCAAACGUUUCCUGUGAAACAAAGCCAAAAAUGGAGGGGGGGGGGGGGGGAUAUAAUGUCAUACUCAUUGUUGGAGAACAUACAUUUAAAAUACAUCAUUGAUAUCAUUUAGUAAAAGUAUAGAAAAAAUUAAAGGAUGAAUAAUUGGCAUAAUUAAUGUUUUGAUUUUUCAUAGGUACUCCCUGAAACUUUAUUCAGCAUUUCACUGUGCUUGUUUUCGGUAGUAUUUAAGCUUAAUUAACUUUGUGAAAGCAAAUUAAGUAUCCAUGGUAGAAUCCCAUGUGUGAUCAUCUUGUGUUUUUGUAGCUCAUUUUUGUCCAUUUUAUCAUUGCCAGCUUGCAGGACUUAAUUUAAACACAUUUUGUAAAAAUGUAUGGAUGAUCACAUUUCUAGUCAGUUUCAGUAGCUUGAUGUUUUUUAGCUUCAUUGCUAUGAUGCUGUAUUGAUAAAGUUCAUGUUAAAGACACGAAUGAAAUGGUAGUCUUCUCUCAGGCAGUUAAAACAUAUAAUAGUUGAAAGACGAUGAAUUAUAAGGGUAGUGGGUAUUUUUUUUUAUUUAGUUACCAUAAAGUUGUUUUUUUCUUCCUAUGAAGUAAGAAACGGCUUUAUCAGUAUAUGCCUGACUGUUAGUCAUGAAAUGAUAUGUUGUCAGAUAUUUCCAGUAUGGUAUUAAGAUAUUAAUAUGUAAGAUAAUUUAUAUGAUAAUUAGGUAGACAUUUAGCUUUUUGUAUUUGAUUGGCAAAUAUUGUAUUUUAAAUAGAUUUCUAGGGGCCAAGGUGUUUUAUUGUGUUUGAAGGCAGAGACUAUGCUUUCUUGCCUGUGCUGAUGUUCAGCAGAUUGUACGAAGCCAGCGACCAGUAUCAAUAAUUUGUAGUCAAAGGGGUGUGGCAAUGUUUAAUUUUAAGAAAGUUUAUGUAUUUUGUUUUUCCUUUAGUGUUUGAUUCUUCACUUGCCAUAAUUCAAGGUGCAAGGCCUCUGGUGCUUUGUUAUAUGUUCAUGUCACGUUUUGUUUGUUUAGAUUGGUUCAGUAUGUUAUUUGUUUAACUAUAUAAGAGAAUUUUAGUUUUGUUCGAUACCAUUGAACAAAGAAAUGUCUUGUGCAUUUUAGAAUUCUUUGUGAAAUUUUAUGGAGAUGAUCGAAAAAGAUAUCUAGUAUGAUAUAUUCGUUAUCACUCAAGACAACUUCAUAAGCCUACUAGAUUUUGAUAGAACCAUGCAUAACUGCGUCUCAUCAGGAAAAUGUUGGUGUAAAAAAGGGUGCUACCCCGGAAGUAGUAGUAUGGCCACUCAUUCCCAUUCUGAAUCAGUAAAAUUCAGUGUACUUGUUGUUUAGACACUAUACAAAGUUAUAUUAAUAGGAACCAGUAGGAUUUUCUAGUAACAGUUAUACUCAUUAAGGUUAAGGGAUUCCAGUUAAGACUGUCACAAUAUUUUUUUAAUAAAUGAUCAAUUUACAAAAUA